GAGCUCCAGUAGAUGGCAGUAGCGCUGCAUCACGGAUGCGAGCUGCUUUUAAAAUCCGAAGAAGAAGAACUAGCAGAACGAAGAGACUUUUCCUCAGAGUUGAUGUUUGAGUCUAGUCUGCGAUGAGCGAUCGAUUUGUAAAACCAGGUAAUCAGGAGCACGGGUGGAACGACCCGCCGCAGUUUUCAUACGGCUCGCAGAAGGAUUCAGGGGGACCGAAGCGAAAUAUUCUCAAUAAGAGGGUGCACGCGCCCCAGUUCACAGGUUCUGGAUCAGAGGUGCCAUCCCCAGCAGUGGCGAUGCCAACGCCGCCCCGGGGAAUGAACCCUCCUCCAAUGGACAGCAGCACCCCGCCCUCCGUAUGUCCCAAAACUCCCUCCGAUGGGAAGAUUGAGGCAGAGCUGGAGACAGAGCUGUCCAUUGAGGAUGUGCAAGAACCACUUUAUGGAGCGCUGAACGCAUGCAGACAUACUGUAAAGAAACAGAUUUGUGAUGAUGUGGAAAGACGUCUGAAGCUUUUUGAGGACAUGUGGAAAGGUGGAAAACUUUCUCCUUUGGUUAAACGUAGGAUGCAUAGAUUGUCCCAAGACCUGAAAAGAAAAAAUUGGGAUGCAGCGGAUGAGAUCCACAGAGGCCUGAUGGUGGACCAUGUUGCUGAAGUCAGUCAGUGGAUGGUUGGAGUCAAGCGUCUCAUCGCUGAAGCUCGGAGCCUGAACCCAGAACAAAACACCUGCACUGAUCCAGGCUCAUGAGGAUCUACGAUGUCCAUUCCUUUGAAAACCCACGCUGCAUUAUAGAAGUUGCCAAAGUGAUUUGAGUUUACUUGUGUAGAGUUUUGUAUUAUCCUUCUUUAAAAAUGUUCUCAUUCCCAUCUACAUCAUCUAAUAUUACUUUUUUUGUAGAUCAGUGCUGGGAAAAAAUCUUCCUUAAUUCAUCAAAAAUGUAAAAAAAAUGUAGGUAUGAGGUGUUACUACUGUAUAUAAAAUUCUGCUUUUAAAAGGGGUGAUUAUGAAUUAUUUUAGCCAGUUGCACAGAUUAUAAAUAUAUAUAAUCUGGUAUUAUAUAUCUAAUUGGCUGUCCUGGCAUGUUAUCUUGAAAAAGCUUUCCAUUGUGAUGUGCAAUAAAAUAGGCAAAAAAAAAUCUAA
Messenger RNA from Carassius carassius (crucian carp), 1145 nucleotides. RefSeq names its product steroid receptor RNA activator 1-like. Gene Ontology annotation, cellular component: nucleus. The transcript has 5 exons. NCBI's taxonomy places the organism in Eukaryota, Metazoa, Chordata, Actinopteri, Cypriniformes, Cyprinidae. Gene Ontology annotation, biological process: regulation of transcription by RNA polymerase II. The record is from RefSeq and is a predicted model, not a curated record. Bases 123 to 752 code for a protein of 209 amino acids.